CCUCCUGGCUGCUCAACACCGUCUCCACAUGUACAGAUUGUUCUGCGCAGAGGCUCGACGGUCAUUGAUAUAUAAGAAGAAUGUCCAGACCCUUACCCAAAGAGCAUUUACUGCCCGUGUCUCGAAAAUCACCUGCCAUGAAGACAAAAAGGCACUCUCGCCUCAAACCCCAACAGCCAUCAAACUUCGCAGCUAUCAAGAAGAAUGUAUACAGGCAGUAUUAUCAUACUUGAAAGAUGGACACAGGCGGCUCGGAAUAUCUCUGGCUACCGGAAGCGGAAAGACAGUCAUUUUCACACAAUUGAUCGAUCGCAUCCAGCCCCCGAACAAGCGAGCGACACGUACGCUAGUUCUUGCUCACCGGCGUGAACUUGUAGAACAGGCUGCGCGUCACUGCCAGAAUGCUUACCCACACAAGUCAGUCGAGAUCGAGAUGGGGAAUAUACAUGCUAGUGGUAUGGCAGAUAUAACCGUAGCCUCGGUCCAAAGCAUAAGGUCUAGCGAUCGAACCUGCAAGUUCGACCCUUCACGAUAUAAGCUGGUGUUAGUGGACGAGGCACACCAUAUCGUUGCAUCACAAUACCUCGACGUGCUGGAUCAUUUCAAUCUGAAAGACUCAUCAAGCUCUGAGCAUGGAACCGCACUAGUGGGAGUGUCGGCAACCUUUUCACGCCUUGACGGGAGACAGCUCGGUCAAGUGAUUGAUCAAAUCGUUUUCCACAAGGACUACAUUGAUAUGAUCGGCGAAAAAUGGCUGUCAGAUGUUAUAUUUACAACAGUUGAAUCCCAUGCUGACAUUCGAAAGGUGGGUACUAUGCCCACCGGCGAUUUCCAGGCUGGUGCUCUUUCCAAGGUCGUGAACACCGACGAGAUCAAUGAGAUCACUGUACGAGCAUGGAUGGCUAAGGCAGGUAGUCGCAAGUCGACACUUGUCUUCUGCGUAGAUCUUAAUCACGUCACUCAGCUUACGGCGACGUUUCGAAAGCAUGGUUACGACGCACAAUUUGUAACGGGAGAUACUCCAAAGAAAACUCGCAGUGCUCGCCUAGACGCAUUUCGUAAUGGGGAGUUCCCAGUGUUGCUCAACUGCGGUGUCUUCACGGAAGGCACUGACAUACCCAAUAUUGAUUGUGUGCUGCUUGCUCGACCAACGAAGUCACGUAAUCUCCUAGUUCAGAUGAUAGGACGGGGCAUGCGACUCCAUGCAAACAAGGAGAACUGUCACAUCAUUGACAUGGUAGCCUCUCUGAAUACUGGGAUCGUGUCUACGCCAACCCUCUUUGGACUUGAUCCAGCUUCUGUUGUUGAGAAUGCCAGUGUUGGCGAGAUGAAGACCCUUCGCGAGCGGAAAGAGCAAGAGUUGGACCGUGAGAAACAGGCUGCCGACCUUGCGCGGAAAGAUUUACCUACUGCCACUCCUCGUGCAAACACCUCCAUCAGUUUCACUGACUACGACUCCGUUGCCGAUCUACUUGAGGACACCGCAGAGGAAAGGCUGAUUCGGCGAUUGAGUCAAAAUGCGUGGGUUGGCGUGGGUGAUGACCGGUAUGUCUUGACGACCCAGAAAGGUGAUUACUUAACCAUUGAGCCAAGUGACAGCGGCUUUCAUGUUAAGUAUACCCAAAAGCUGCCCUUCUCCGCGAAGUCUAAAGUUCCCUUUGCGAAGCCUCGUCAAGUUGCGGACUCGGAGACAUUCGAGCAUGCCGUACAUGCUGCCGACACGUUUGCAACCGAAGUCUUCCAGUUCAUUUUCAUAUCGAAACAUCAGAGUUGGCGUAGGACUCCAGCAUCAAGUGGACAGCUUGAGUUUCUCAACAAAUUCAGAGCCGAGGACGAUAAACUUAAGGCACAAGAUAUCACUAAAGGUCGUGCGGGAGAUAUGAUCACGAAGAUUAAGCAUGGUGCUCGGGGCCGAUUCAAUCGGAUGGAGGCGAAGAAAAAGGCUAUGACAAAACAACAAGCAAAAGAUGAAGUGGCUGCGAAUAUGGCGAUGCGUGAGGUCGUCUCUGUUGGUCCACUUAUGCAUUCCAUGCCAGAUACGAGCACACCAAUCGCUAAUGCAAACGAACGUAAUUCGUCGGUAACAUCACCGAGGGCAAAGUCCCAGCAAAAGAAUGGUAGUCGAACCCUCGUGGAGGCAAUGACGGCUCAUCGAUGACCCGAACAAGUUGAUGAUAUACACUAUAUGGCCUACAAUGUUGCGUGACGAGGCGGGCAGGUGAUACCUGCUUUUGGUGCCAUGUCUCAAGAGUAU
Molecule: messenger RNA, 2254 nt
Organism: Pseudovirgaria hyperparasitica
Lineage: Eukaryota; Fungi; Ascomycota; Dothideomycetes; Acrospermales; Acrospermaceae
Product: DEAD/DEAH box helicase-like protein
Exons: 3
Coding region: 29-2158 (709 amino acids)
Molecular function (GO): hydrolase activity; DNA binding; ATP binding
Source: RefSeq, a predicted model, not a curated record